AUGACUAAAACAGCCGUUCUCCCAGUUGAUCUUUUAAUCAGCUCAGUUUUAAGGUGUUUUAUAUGUGGUGAUGGCAAUUUGGACGAAUUUGGCGAGUGCAGUGCUCAAUUUGAAUACAACUGCUCGAAUUAUGCGAAACGUUUCCAGUCCGAUGAACCUAUAUUUUGUCGUACAACACGUUGUACAGACAUCAAACUUUCAGACACGUAUACAAUAAUGAAGGAGUGCAUAAGUGAGCAGGAUCACUAUCGGACAUUCCCCAAGAAAGAUUACCGGCUGCAAGAGGAGUGCGAUCUGAUUGAAAGCGAGUCACAAGAACUGGCUUAUUGCUUGUGUGGAACCGACUUAUGCAAUGAAAGACCAAUUGCAGAACAAUUCAUUGCGUUUGAAGAGGUGAACACUGCUUUUUGGAUUGGAACAGGUAGUUUUCUUUGGAUAAUUGCGCUCCCAACGGAAAUGCGCAAUCGAGAUUUCAAAUGA
Anisakis simplex (herring worm) is the source of this 480-nucleotide messenger RNA. NCBI's taxonomy places the organism in Eukaryota, Metazoa, Nematoda, Chromadorea, Rhabditida, Anisakidae. The record is from the annotation of a GenBank genome assembly.